CGCGCUGGAGAUUGUAUACAAAACUGUUCAAUACUUUUUAAACAGCUUCGCCGCGUGUGUGUUUCCAAGUUUAAUUAAAAAACAAAAAUAAUAUUAAUCCUAAAAUACUUAUUUGUAAACAAAAAACAUCAACAAAAUUAAAAGCACAAAAAUCAGUGAAUAAACGUGUAGUAUCAUCACUGUUGUUGCUGCCGCUCUGGUCCAAUUUGGUUCUAUCGCAAAGAUCUACCUCAUCUUUAGUACAAGGAUCUCUUUUGAAAGAAAAUACCUUCAACCAUACUGCAUUAUUAAUAAAUAGAAAUUUAAGCACAAUGCCUGAGAAACGUGUUGCACCUGUCAUUAACAAAUUCGAGGAUUUCGAAUUGAAAUUACCCGGUUUUUUGAAUCCAAACAAAACCCUGGCCGUCCUUUUCGAUUAUGAUGGCACAUUAGCACCCAUCGCUGACAAUCCCAACAAAACUGUUAUGCCCGUAGCCACCGAAGUAAUCUUAAAUAAAAUCGCUAAACAUCCAAAAAUUUUCCUGGCCGUUAUUUCCGGCAGAGGCUUGCGCGAUGUACAAACUAGAGUGGGCAUUAAUGGUAUAAUGUAUGGCGGCAAUCAUGGUAUUGAAAUUGAGAGUGCCGAUGGCAGCAGACACGAUUACAAACUGCCUACUGAAGUCCAAGAGAACUAUGCCAAACUUGUUAAGGAAUUGAAGGAAAAUGUUGAGAAAAACAAGGCUUGGGUGGAGGAUAAGAAAGUAUCUUUAACAUACCACUAUCGUGAUACGCCUAUGGAUAUUAAGGAAUCCCAGAAACAAGUGGCCAUUAAAAUUAUUGAAUCGUAUGGUUUCAGAGCCAAUCAAGCUCAUGAAGCUAUUGAAGCUAAGCCUCCAGUAAACUGGAACAAAGGUGAAGCCGCCAUGUUUAUAUUGAAGCACACAUUUGGCGAUAACUGGGCUGAUGAAAUUAAAGUUGUAUUUGCUGGUGAUGACACCACCGAUGAAGAUGCCAUGAAAAAACUCCAAGGUUUGGGCAAAUCAUUCAGAGUUUCCACAGAUCCCGAAAUUCAAACAUUUGCCGAUUUCCGCCUAUCCAGUCAAGAUUUAGUUAGUGAUCUUUUGAAAUGGAUUUCUACCGCAUAUGGAGUCUAAUUUAUUAAUUAUUUUUUAUCUUAUUGUUUAAAUAUUGUUAUUAUUACUGUUAUUUAAAUAUUUUAUAUAAACAUUACACACAUACAAUUAUACCUACAUACAUAUAUAUUUUUUAAUUUCUAGCUCUUAAGUGUAACCAUUUAUAAAAUUAUUUUAUUUCUUUUCUUUUUUCCUUCCUGUCUUUCAAAUAUGUAUGUAUGUAUAUCAAAUACUAUAGCAUAUCCUUUUGCUCAAAUGGUACAACAUUUUUAGUUACAAUUAUAGAAAAUUUCAUUAUUAAUUACUUGUUCCUAAAAUGACAAAUAAAUAAUAUGAUUUCAUAAUAAAAUAGCUAAUUGAGAUAUUAGAAAUUUAAAUAAAUAA
Molecule: messenger RNA, 1496 nt
Organism: Calliphora vicina (urban bluebottle blowfly)
Lineage: Eukaryota; Metazoa; Arthropoda; Insecta; Diptera; Calliphoridae
Product: trehalose-phosphate phosphatase
Exons: 4
Coding region: 312-1133 (273 amino acids)
Biological process (GO): trehalose biosynthetic process
Molecular function (GO): trehalose-phosphatase activity
Source: RefSeq, a predicted model, not a curated record